AUGUCUAAAACGGAUAAGGACAUAGAAAAUGAUCCGGAAUCGAGUAAAAAACUAUUGGAUAAACAAAAAUCCAUCGAUGCCGAGGAAGUGCGACGUGUCUACGAAGAAAUGCCUUUGACAAAGGAUACCACUUGUGGUGUGGGAUUUUUAAAAGGAGCAUUUAUGCAAAAAUUUGCUAAUAAAACAGCUUACGUUAUAAUUUAUGGCAUGGUCGGUUGUGUUUUCGCCAUGGCAAGUGCCUAUUUUAAUGCCACAAUCUCAACACUUGAGAAACGUUUUAAAAUACCCUCUCGUAAUACCGGUAUGAUUAUGAUUGGCAAUGAUUUGAGCCAGGUGCUGUGUUCGGCAUUUUUGGGUUAUUAUGCGGGUAAAAAACAUCGACCACGUUGGAUGGCUUUUGGCCUAUUGACACUAGUUGUAUACUGUUUGAUUACGGUAUCACCACAUUUUAUUUACGGCCCUGGAGAAGAUGCUCUAAGUUUAACAAAAGAAUAUGGAGCCGUUUCAGAUGUUGAUAUCUCUAUGAAAGAAUUAGAGGAACAAAGGCAAAAAAUUCUGUGUCGUGAUGAUGGAACCGGUGUAGAAUGUGAAGUGCGUGAAGGCAGUCUGCUGCCUCAGUUGUUAUUGUUUACAGCACAAUUUAUUGCCGGCGUUGGAGGUUCACUCUAUUACACCUUGGGUGUAUCUUAUAUGGACGAUAAUACCGAAAAGGCCAAGGCACCAGCCAUGUUGAGUAUCUCGUAUUUCUUUGGCCUAUUGGGUCCAUCAAUGGGUUAUACCUUGGCUUCCAUUUGUUUGCGUAUUUACAUUGCCCCAUAUUUAACACCAAUUAUCAAUAAUCGUGAUUCCCGCUGGUUGGGUGCCUGGUGGAUGGGUUGGCUUAUUAUGGCUGUGUUAAUAUUCCUUUGUGGUCUCUUUAUGUCUCUCUUCCCCAAAGAGUUACCAAUGACUGCAGCCCGUAGACGAGUCCUGGAGCUAAGAGCCAAAGAGGAAAAUAUGGGCAAAUCUGUGGGGCGUAUUGAAAACAAAGCCUCAUUCUCCGAUAUGAUUCGCACAUUUAAAAUGUUUUUCAAAAACAAGAUUAUUUUAUUCAAUUCAUCGUCGAAUGUUUUCUAUUUCUUUGGUUAUGUUCCCUAUUGGAUAUUUACGGCCAAAUAUAUUGAAAUUCAAUAUCGCCAAUCAGCGGCUACUUCAAGUAUUAUCACCGGUACUGUUGCCUUGGCAUUUUCGGCCAUAGCCAUACUCUUAUCGGGCUUUGUCAUAUCAAAAUAUAAGCCAAGAGCUCGUUAUUUAGCCGCUUGGAAUAUACUGGUCGAUAUCGUUACUAUGUCUGGCAUGAUUGCUUAUGCUUUUAUUGGCUGCAAUGGCAAUGACAUAUCAUCGAUUAGCAAUUCUUAUGAUAGCAGUGUUUUGAACACAGUCAUGAGCUGCAACAGUGUUUGUCACUGUGAUUAUGUGCGUUAUAUGCCUGUGUGUGGUGAAGAUAUGCAAACAUAUAUUUCCCCAUGUCAUGCUGGCUGUAAGAGCGAACACAUGGACUCGAAUGGAAUUAAGACCUACUACGAUUGUACCUGUAUUCCAACUGUAUCGAAUGAGACACUGAAUACAAAUCCACUUUUUGCAAGACUAACAACUGAUGAGAUUAACAAUUCAAAUUUGAAUAUAACAAAUGUGAGUAUUAGAAAAUAAUUAAAACAUAUGUCCACUAAUUUAUUACUAAAUAAUUAUUUACUUUUUAUUAUUUAGCUUUCUUUGGGUUCUGGUGGUCAGGCAAUGUCAGGAGCAUGUCCCGUCAAAUGUUCUCAGCAAUUUAUAACAUUUUUGGCGGUUAUGUGUGUCAUAAAAUUCUUUGCUGCCACUGGACGAGCAUCGAAUCUAUUAAUUACAAUGCGUUCUGUUUCGCCGGAAGAUAAAUCGGCCCUAAUGGGUUUUGGUAUGAUGUUUAUAUCGUUGGUAUGCUUUGUACCGGCACCAAUAUUUUACGGUUGGAUAUUCGAUAGAAAUUGUUUGGUAUGGGGUAAAACAUGUACAAACAAAGGCAAUUGUUGGUUGUACGAUGCGGCGGGAUUAAGAUUAACAUUGAAUCUGGUUGCAGCCUUCUUUGUUGGCAUUAGUACCUUCUGUAAUGCUGGUGUAUGGUAUCAUGUAAAACAUUUGAAAGUUUUUGACGACGAAGAAGAAAAGCCAAAAGAAUUGAAAACUAUUUCUAAGACUAACGAAGAAACUGUUACUCAUAAUGAGUAG
Musca vetustissima is the source of this 2244-nucleotide messenger RNA. Its product is annotated as solute carrier organic anion transporter family member 1A1-like. Gene Ontology annotation, biological process: transmembrane transport; sodium-independent organic anion transport. Gene Ontology annotation, cellular component: membrane. Gene Ontology annotation, molecular function: protein binding. The record is from RefSeq and is a predicted model, not a curated record. NCBI's taxonomy places the organism in Eukaryota, Metazoa, Arthropoda, Insecta, Diptera, Muscidae. The transcript has 8 exons.